Messenger RNA from Bacillus rossius redtenbacheri, 4289 nucleotides. Its product is annotated as CLIP domain-containing serine protease B4-like. Gene Ontology annotation, biological process: proteolysis. Gene Ontology annotation, molecular function: serine-type endopeptidase activity. The record is from RefSeq and is a predicted model, not a curated record. Lineage: Eukaryota; Metazoa; Arthropoda; Insecta; Phasmatodea; Bacillidae. The transcript is spliced from 8 exons. Bases 1 to 1404 code for a protein of 467 amino acids.
AUGGUGGCGAUGAACUCUUCGUCUGACAUGACGAUGUCCAAGUACCUGGUGCGUUCGUACAUGGUGACUAUGUGCGCCUCCAGCGAACCACCUCUCUUGCUGUCAAAACGGACGUCACGUGCCCGGUGCCACGGCGGGAAUACCGUGACUCACGCGGGGUUCUGCGACCCCGCCCCGCUCCCCGCACCCCGCGCCACGUGUGUCGGGGGAGACCGCUCGCCCCGCGCCGCGCACACCAGCUUCCGCCGGCAGCCAGAGAGGACCUGCAGACACGCAGAGUGUAAGGCGCCAGACGGGCCUUCACCUCGCCGGCCGCAAGAACCCGGCCUCCAUGGACCACCGCCUCGUGCUGGCCCUGCUGGUCGCCGCUGCCAGCGCGGGCAGUCCGCUAGUCCUCGGCCGGCGACUCUGAACGUGAACACGGUCCCGCCAGAGUACGUGAGAGGGGGAGACGUGGUGCUGCCGACCACCAGCACUCCUCGACCGAGGCCCAGCUCCGACUACGGCUCCUCGGAGGAGCGGAGCAGGGAGAGCGACGGAGGGAACAGGCCGCCGGCGAGGUCCUUCCUGGAGAAGAGGCGCCAGCUCGUGGACGUGGACGAGUGCGGCAUGUCCUUGAGCGAGAGGAUCGUCGGAGGGAGGACGGCGAGUCUCGGAGCCUUCCCGUGGAUCGCAAGACUCGGCUACAAGCGCACGGGAUCGCAGCAGGUGAUGUACCGCUGCGGCGGGUCUCUCAUCACCAGGAACCACGUGGUCACAGCGGCGCACUGCGUCACCUCGCUGCCCAGCGGCCUGCAGCUGGUGUCGGUGCGGCUGGGCGAGCUGGACGAGAGGACGGACCCCGACUGCGACGCGGCGGAGUGCGCGGACCCGGUGCAGGACUUCUCGCCGCUGUCCGUCGUCGCGCACCCCGGCUACAACCGCCCCAAGUACAGGCACGACAUCGCCGUGGUGCGCCUGGACCACCCCGCUCGCAUCACCGCAUACGUCAGCACAAUAUGCUUGCCAUUCGAAGACUUGAUCAAGAUUGACUACACGGGCGAAAGUUUGAUAGCAGCUGGAUGGGGAUCAACAAGCAUGGGGAUGUCCAGCAGCAAGACGCUGCAGUGGGUGAAGCUGAAGGUGCAGCCCAGCGCGGGCUGCGACGCCGUGUUCACGCGCCGGGCCAACAUCUCGGUGGGCGCCAGCCAGAUGUGCGCGGCCGGCGACGGCGGCAGGGACUCGUGCGAGGGCGACAGCGGCGGUCCUCUGGCCAGCCGGGAGCAGCCCUCGCUGCACAGCGCAGCUCGCAGCGUGCUGGUGGGCGUGGUGUCGUUCGGCGCGCGCGCCUGCGCCGCAGAGGCUGUGCCCGGCGUGUACACGCGCGUGACGCACUACCUGCACUGGCUGCUCGACCAGAUCUGAGCCGCGACCUUCGGCUGGAUGAGCAUGCGUUACUGCGUGGCUGUUGCACGUUAGUAUGGAGAGGUAGUUGGUCUGUGAACAGGGGGGCGGGGUUAUCAUCACGUUGCCACACAUACCAACAGGUGGUUGCUCUACAGGCAGUCGUGUAGUCAUAUGGUGGUGUUAUUAUCGUCUGCUUGUGAUGUCAUAUCCCUCUGCUCUCCCAGGACCUAAUGGUGGGAAGCAUCUGCUGGUGACAUCACAGUUGGUUCAUAAGGUUGAAGGUAGAUGUCGCUGAUGGAAGUACUAGUGUUAUUUUUAAUAAUAUAAAUAUUGAUUGCUGUGGAACCAAGGGACGGAAGCAUCUUUGAGAUGGCAGAUUUUGAAAUAUUGUUAUGAAUAUUGCAGAUACACACAAAUCAAUAUAAUUCACUUCAUAUUCUAUCCCUCAUACUUACUCUUUAAUGAGUAUCCAACAACUCGGGGUCUACCUUGUAAAUAUUUGCCCUUGCUUAAAAACUAGAUACUCAAUUGUAGGCUAAUUAUGAUCGCCACAAUCGAUUAUUUAUUAACAUGCAUCUCAAUCUCAUUGCUCAUGCCAGACCUCUUCCAGUUCACACAUGAAGCUAGGUGUAAGAAGUAACCUUAACAAUUACAUUUACAUCAUUGUGUGGGCGUGCAUGAGUCGUGUCGGAAUCAGGUAGUGCGGUUGAUGAUGUCGAGUCUGGAAUUGCUUGAAUGUUCACCUGCUUGUCUGGGAUCUCGAUCACCCUUAGAGACUUGCAUCAAGUCAAGGCAGGCUUGAAGGUUCACUAUAUGCCAACGUACUGCAGUCGAUGUAGCCAGCGACAUCUCUAAAUAUAGUGUUGGUCACACAUUUAGAUGUGUUUUCCAUACUUCCUCAGUGGCUUAGAAGGGUGUGUCAGCCAGGUACACAUAUUUUUGGCCACCACAUGUUAAAGGGUGGGACUGGCCGAUGUGGCAGCUACUUGUCCCAAUACUACACCUCAGGAUCCAUCGUUUGCUAUCACUUAAUGCUCAGAUCCAAGAUAUUUUGUCAUGGAAUUUAACUAUUGUGAUGUACUCCUCCUCAAUGUCAUCUUAUGAUUUAGGCGGUGGUGGUGGUUAGGUAGUCUAGAUUGCAUGUUUCAGUCAUGUCUGCUACUGGGAGCUGUUCUUCAUCCUUGUGCUUAGGAUCAUGUUCAGCUCUGCUCUGGCAUCUUCACAAACCUCAGAUAAGCCUAGUUCACAUUGGCAUAUCUAUUUUAUGCUGUCAGUACCAGGUAAGGCAUGAGAUCCCGUAGUCGGUGGUACCCAUUUAAAUACUGGUUAAUCCUGUGCAGAAAUUUCUGACCAAAUUGAACGGAGGUGAUUCCUGUCUAAAUACAUGGUUACCCUUCAACAGUUAUGUUGGUGUAUGUCGAGAUUGUGAAGUCUGGUCUGCUAGGAAUAUUUUUUGUUGGUGUUGUGCUACAUCUCACACCUUUCCCAAACCCACUGCAUCUUCUUCUGGAAACCACAUGUUUUGCUAGUCUAGAAUUCUAAAUUUCUGUCCAAAAACAUCAUUUAUGAACUGGCUUUCCUUGUUAAAUUCUGCGUUCUGAUGCAGAAGAUGGAUACCAAAAUUUGGAGGUAAGGUGCAACCUAAACAAUGUCUUCAGCUUCUAAUCCCUUUGAUUUUUUCUGCUGUGCUUGCUUAUUAGGGAAUAUCUGGGUGUUUUUACCUGCUUAACCUUACAAGUCAUACACAGUCUCUUCUAGGUAAAUCUUGUAAAAUAGGAGUUCAUGUCCUCUAUCAGUAAGUGCAGAUAUCUUCAAUGUGGGAAAUAUUCUAUCUCAAGGUCACACUCAAAAAUUGAGGCCGUGGUGUUGCUUAGUCGCCACGCCUUUAUCCACCUAGUGAACAAGUCCAUAAUUAGUGGCUUUCCUUAGGCAGUAUGGUGGUCCAAUAUAUAGUCUUAUUAGGAUGCUGUGUUGUUAACUGCUACUCCUGGUCCGUCUAGCUCGAUUUCCUGUAAAUAUAUAUCUGAUUCAUCCAAUACCCAGUCUUCUAUGUCAGGCCUUACUGUAUGUCUAUCGUAUAGAGAUGUCGUGGCCCUCCUUGCCUGUGAUGCUCCCGGAAUUCCAGAAAGUUUGAAUACAUUCGGAUACAUGGAAUAAUUUACUUACUGGUUUCCAUAACCAGGUUGGGAAUUUUUCUGUGGUUGAAUGAUUUGGCAGGACCCAAGUCGAUCACUCUCAAUGGGCUCAACACAUAAUUUUAUACACUCUUUACCGUUGACUACUGCUAACCUGUCUAUAAGCGGCUCCCUUAGCCUUAUAUCAUGCAGCUGGUCAUUGUGGGUUGCGGAGGAAAGGAGUAAUUACAACUCAUGUCAUCAUUCAUUGUAGUCCUGUCAAGGUGAUCACAACCAUGCAUCAGCCAGUUGAAAGACCUUCCAAGCAAUGUGCUUAGUUGCGAACAUGAACCUCAGCAAGAAUGCCUUUUGGGCUAGCUUUAUCUUGGAUUCUUGCAUGUUUCGCAGCGACACCAGACAUUGACUGCCCAAACUCUUGACGAACUGUUGGUCCUCCAAAAUGGAACAGAACCUUUUCUCUGGCCAUACCACUGCAAUCAUUCCUGUUUAUUGCACUGACAUCAACUUUCUGCAGAGUCAUACUUUGUAGUAGCAUUUCAGACAGUUAUUUUUAUAUUUUGAUAUGCAUGAGAUAAACUAAUGUUUUUAAUUAUUGUCAAUUAUACUAUUUCAAUUUUUAUACUACAUUUUGGAUGUGUUUUUGUCAUAUAAUAUUUAUUAACUAUAAAACUUUAUAAUGUACCAUUUUAGUGUGAAUUUACGAAUUGUAUUAUAUGUAUCAAAUAAAAGAUAUGUUUACAGGAAGUGGAUAUAAAUUGUAUCAAACAU